AAAAGUAAAGAGGGGGGAGAGAGAGCGAAAGAAAACUAAGCCCAGCUUUUGCCGGUGCUGCUUGGAUUGGAUCUGGUUUGAGUUUCCUCUCUGUUGGCUUGUGCAGCCGGAGAGGAGGAGUGGGGGGAAGUAACUCGCUCACUCUGCCUCUGAAGCUUAAGCAAACGUGUGCUGGUGCCUGCGCUGCCGGGGAGCUGCCCUGGCUGCAGUUGCCUCGGAGCUUGUUGCUUCAGUUACCAAAGAAUUGCCUGGAUUUCUUGAGGACCUGGAGGAAAAAGCCUUCACUUCACAGACCCGAGAAUUGCUCAAUGCCUAUAGACUUGACACGUUUUUUUCCUAGGGGAUUCUUCUCUUAAUUAUUUUUCUCCCGUGUCUCUAAGAACAGCAGUUCCUUGAGUGUGUGGCAUUGAAAUCCAUUGCUUUGUUAACAACUUUGGGAGAUAUUUUUAAAAAAAACUUUUUUUUUUUUCUCUCUCUCUUUUGUUUUCUUUGCCUUAAAAAAAAAAAAAAAAAAAAAAAAAAGGAAAAAAGAAAAAGAAAAAAAAAAAAAAAGAUAAUCCUUUUGGGGGGAGGGGAGAUGAUCGUGCUGAUGUGGAAUAAGUGCUCCUGCUGUCUCCUCUUACUAGCCGCGGUCCUGAUCGUGGAGAGCUCCCAGCUAGACAGCUCCAGCUCCAAGGUGAACUCCAUCAAGUCCACCCUGAUGGGGGAGGCUCCAACUCAGGCAACCAACAGAUCUGCAGGCAUCCACCAGGGACUGACGCUUGCUAGCAGUAAGAAGGGCAAAAUGCUAGAGCAGAUGGGAAAACCUCCCAAGCACUAUCACCGGCAAGGAGAGGCCUAUCCUUGUACCAAUGAUAAGGAAUGUGAAGUUGGGCGAUACUGUCACAGUCCUCAUCAAGCAACGUCUGCAUGCAUGAUGUGCCGGAGGAAGAAGAAGCGUUGCCACAGAGACGGCAUGUGCUGCCCUGGGAACCGCUGCAACAAUGGUAUUUGCAUACCAGUAACUGAAAGCAUCCUUACACCUCACAUCCCUGCUCUAGAAGGGCCACGCAACAAGAAGAACAGUCAUUAUGCUAGCAAGGAUUUGGGAUGGCAAAACCUAGGGAGGCCGCGCUCCAAGCUGUCACACAUAAAAGGGCAUGAAGGCGAUCCCUGCCUACGGUCAUCAGACUGUAUUGAGGGACACUGUUGUGCUCGCCAUUUCUGGACCAAAAUUUGCAAGCCUGUGUUGCAUCAGGGGGAGGUGUGCACCAAACAGCGCAAGAAAGGGUCCCAUGGACUGGAGAUUUUCCAACGAUGUGACUGUGCCAAGGGGCUGUCCUGCAAAGUAUGGAAAGAUGCGACCUCCUCUUCUAAAUCAAGACUUCAUGUGUGCCAGAAAAUCUGAAUGAGGAUUGGGAAGAUAGUAUUAAGUGACUGUAGCUUUACGUAUUUAAUGCAUUACGGCAUGGUGGGAAACGAGGACUGCAAAUGAAAGCAGAAUGGCUAAAGUAACAGUUAGGGUAGGAGUAGAAGUCACACCAAAUGGAUUUCUUUUUGAGCUGGUGUUAAACACAAGUGCAGCUGGAGUUCUACUGUGCAGUUCUUCUGUAAAUAACUUCUACAGUUUGUGGGAAAUGCUAGUAUGCAAACAAGUACAGUGGAAAUUAAUGUCACUUACCUUGCUGUGUUGUCCCAUGAUGUUUCAGGGCUUCAGUGGGCUUCCAGCAUGGUGAUGACUGCUAAAUAAACUGUAUACAUUAUACUCCUAUAGGAAGCAGUGCAUGCCAGGAAGACUCAUCUGUCAACACAUUAUUGGCCACAUUGUAGGUGUGAGAAAUGGAAAUAAAGUUACUGUGAAUGUCCACAUGCCCUUGUCAUUCAGGGCUGACACUUCAGCAAAGAAAGCACUCCUGCAGGACAAGAGUGCUCUGUUUUGCAGGCCCUCGUGAAAGAGGUGAAAACUUGCCAUCUCACAAUUUCAAGAGUGCAGCAGUUUCUCUAAUAGGAGGCAUUUAAACAGGUUUUGUUUCCUAUACGUAGGUAAAUUGAAAUGCUUUAUGUAGUUCAAUGUCAUAGUACGGCACUUAAUCACUUGUAUUUGCCUCAGUUUACUGCUAGUAUACAUUGGGUUGAACAGAUGAAGCAAAUACGUGCAUGCUGAAUCCAGAAUUAUAUAUAUAAUGAACAACAGGCAGUUGCUCAUUAGUCCUAAAUAUACUUUCCUUGCCUAAGCAUAUUUGCUUUAUAGAUGUUUCCAAAAGACAUAGCAGACUGUUGAAGUGCCUAACACUAAGAGCUAUGAAGUUGUUUCACUGUUCUGUUGUAACAGACGACGUAGAUAAUUGUUGAGGUCUUUAGAGCACACUGCUACAAACUCCAAUUUUUACAUUUUAUUCGUAGCAACAGGCUACAGAUGGCACUCUGCAGAAGUAUAAUGGAUUUGUUUCUUAGAGGCAGCAAAGAAAAAGGAGUUGGCUCUUGUGAGCACCUCCUCUCCUGCAGAGAAACAUGUAAGAAGAUGGUACGACCACAAAUGACUUGUUAAACAUCAUGCGAUGUCACAGCAUACCAGCCUCCAGCGUGUAUUCAGCCUGAACUUGAUGUCCUCCCAGUCUGAACUGUUCUGCCAGGAAUGAUGAAAGUACAUGGACUGUGGAAACAGCUGACAACUCUACAUUGUUUGUGUACUGGUUAAAAAAUGAACAGUCUCUACCCCUUGACUUGUCUCCCAGGUCUUUUCAAACUUGUUUCAUUUUACUUAUUUGCAAGUAUUCCUUUGUAUAGACAUUGGUAAAAAGACUGGCAUUUCUUUAAAGAAGUUGUAAUUACCCGUUUAUAAUUACCCAUUUUCAUGUUUUGUAAUACAAGGGACUUUUCUGUUUAAUCAGUUCUGAACAACGCAGGUAGACCAGUAUGCAGUUUAACUUUGAAGACCAUGUCACCCCUACCUGACACCUUUUUCCAUCAAUGGUUGUUUUAACUCUAUAGUCUUAGCUACAUUGCCUGACUCAGACUUCCUAAUUAGAACACAGACCUCAGCUAUAUUGCCUUUAUCUUCCGUAAGAGUCUGAAUACAAAGAAUAUUUCACACGCCUCUUUCCCUACUGGAGUUAGUUUUUAUUGACCUAGAGAGACUGCUCAGAGACAGGGUCUUCUGUUUGUUAAUAGUCUCAGUCAGAGUUUUAUCUUGCAGUCCUAUCAUUGCAACUCUGCUUGUUUCAGAGUUUUUCCACUGUAACUGAAACAGGAAUAAGGCUCAGAAAUAGCAUAAUUCCAAGAUAUUAAAAAAAUACAGAAACACAUACUUGCAAGAAGCACAUGCAAGCAUGUACUCAUCAGAGAAGCUCUAUCGCUCUCACUGUGACUAAAUAUAAAAGGAAAUAGUACUCAACGUGAGCAGGGGGGUUUGCAGAAAUGGGCUCUCAGCAAUUUUUAGCUCUUCUUGUCAUUGGCCUACCCCCCUUUUCCUCUUGCAAAACAUAGUUAUUUGGGAUAAUUUAUUUACAGGAAAUGUUUAAUGAGAUGUAUUUUCUUAUAGAGAUAUUUCGUACACAAAGCUUUGUAGCAGAAUAUAUUUGCAGCCUGUUGACUUUAAUGUAGAAAAAUGUAUAAUAAGAUUAAAUAUAUUAAAUGUCCUUUCCCAUUCCUCCCCAAAUAUUUUACCCAUAUUCUUUUCCUUACCUUCUACUUAAAAACAGUAGUUCUUUCUGGAAAGAUAUGCAAAUCUAUUGGAAAAAGAAAAAGGAAAAAAAAAAAAAAACAAAACAAACAAAACAACAAAACAAACCACAACAUAUAUUUUAACUGUACAAGAAAAAGCAUCUGAUUCUACUUGUGUCUCGAAGCGCUAUGUAGUCUGAGUUUUGGAAAAACAUGUGAAGGUCAUCUUAAAAUCCCCACGCGUCUUUUCUACAAAACUGGUUUAAGUGGCAACUAUCUCUAUGCUUCUCUUGGGACAGUUUACACCUAAACAUUCAAGAAUAAGUACUGAAAAUAAUGUACCUGGAUGCAUAAUGUUCAAUCAACCAUGUUAAACAGGAAAAGUGCCCAGACACAUUCCCUGGAUAGUGAUACAUACCAGAGAGGCUCGUGGUGGGUAAAACUGGUAUUCAAAUUACAUGGCAUUUUGCUAUGGGUUACAGCAUACAAAUGCACUGUUGCAAGAUCUGUAACUAGCAAUUCUGAAAUGGCAGAUAACACCAUUCAGCUCUAAUAGCAUGAAACAAUCCAUACAUAUGACACAAUUGAAAAUAUUGCUACUAAAACCAGCCAAGUUCUGAUCCCAGGAAAACCCCUGCAGAGCUCAAUAAAUAUUGCAAAAUAAUGGCUGUGAUUGUUGAGCAAUGGUCUCAAUAUCUUCGUUAUUUAUUUCUGGUAACCCUUUGCUCAAACAGAUGUACAUUUGCAGGAUGGAAUGGUUUCCGAGUCGUGCUACUGUUUGUGCAAAAUGAAAAGGUUUUGCUACUAUUAUUUGCAGUAUUUGGUGGGUAGGCCUUUGAAAAUUCUAAGACUUUUAACAAUAACAUAAUAAAGAUGUGAUCAUCUUCAGAUCCCAAUGACUUCACCAGAGCUUGAGACUGCCAAAGCCUUCAGACAUUUAAUCUGGGAACAAAAACAAUAGGCACAGGCGGUUCGUUGCACACCACAAAUGCUGAGCAACAUAGUUGAACUGAAUAGCGUGCAAGUAGUUUUGCAAGACUCAAAUUUGAUUGUUUAGAAGCCAUUCAGUUAAAAUUUUUGGGAAAUAUACAUCAGUUUGAGAACAAAAGAACAGCUAAAUUUGGAGAUAAUUGCUCUCACUCAUUGUGUCACUCAUCAAGGGAAUUAAGAGUGACUUUGGCUCAGUAAAUUUCAGAAAUCUGCUCUCAUGACACAAGUACUGAAAAGAUCAUUGCUGAACAAUUCAAAUACUCUUCCUAUUAGCCUAGAAUAGCCUCAGAAAUGCAACAUCUCUUUGGAAAUACUUUUAUUAACUUUCCUAAAAAUAAUGGAUUUCUACUCUAUAACAGCAUAUAUUUGAUUUACAUUAUAAAUGUGGGUGUGUAUCUAUUACUGUACUAUUUGCUUUGUCUUAUGUUGCUUGCAACCUAUAGUAUUUAUGAUUUUAAACAUUUUUAAAUGAAAGCAAUUAAAAUAGAUUUAUACACUUACUUGUAUAACAACACUUUCAACAGCAUACAUCCAGCACCUGACACCUAAACCACAAUUCAUUGAAAUUCAAGCCAUCUUCUGCAUAUUCUGACUUUUCUGCUCAUGUUCUCAACGACAGCAAAAAAAAAACCCUCACCAAACACGAACUGUCCUGGGCAGAAGCUGAGGAGAGACAUUCCUAAAUUAUUGCAUGUCACCAACACACCAGCCCUCUCUGCUUUCACUUCAGAGCCCUGCAUCAUCACUCCCGAUAGGAAAGGUAAAGUGCUACCAAAGAGAAAUUGUAUUUUUUAUCCCUUCCUGUUCCCUUUCCUUCUAGGAAAGCCAUUUGAAAAAGGAUAUCCUGAAGGUCAAAGUCACUGGAAACUCAUACUCUAGGCCAAGACUUUUAGGAGUCUCGAGAUCUAUCCUCCAACUUUCAAAAACUUAAUUGCUAAGAGAGUUAUGUAGAUGAUACGACCAUAUUUACAAAAUAUAAGGCUAGCUCUUUAGAUUGUCAUUCAAGUGUUCUGAAAAUAACUGUCCACAGUGGGGUGGGGAACCUGAACGCACCCCACCUUUCCACUCCCAAAAAACAACCUCACCUGUAGUCCCUGACAAAUGGACACAAAGCCAUCAUUAAUUUUGCUUUUAAAUCACACAAUAAAUUUAUGCUUUCUUACCUUA
Molecule: messenger RNA, 5799 nt
Organism: Tyto alba (common barn owl)
Lineage: Eukaryota; Metazoa; Chordata; Aves; Strigiformes; Tytonidae
Gene: DKK2
Product: dickkopf WNT signaling pathway inhibitor 2
Exons: 4
Coding region: 578-1387 (269 amino acids)
Biological process (GO): negative regulation of canonical Wnt signaling pathway; multicellular organism development
Cellular component (GO): extracellular region
Molecular function (GO): co-receptor binding; receptor antagonist activity
Source: RefSeq, a predicted model, not a curated record